Messenger RNA from Spizellomyces punctatus DAOM BR117, 1777 nucleotides. RefSeq lists its product as uncharacterized. Lineage: Eukaryota; Fungi; Chytridiomycota; Chytridiomycetes; Spizellomycetales; Spizellomycetaceae. The record is from RefSeq and is a predicted model, not a curated record. The coding region runs from base 383 to 1645 and encodes 420 amino acids. Gene Ontology annotation, molecular function: protein binding. The transcript has 2 exons.
GACGAAUUGGACGAGGACGAUGAGAACGAACUUUGGGCAAUUUAGUAGUCACGAUAACCAUUGAACCUUUACUUCAACAAGAUCUCGCUGGAGAUGCGUUGGAACAAUGUCGUUUGGCCUCGUCUGCGGAGCCUGGCACGACACUUUUUAAAGCUUCAGCAACCAGUAAUCGGCAACCAGCGAACCGCUGCCACAUAAAACGGAAGUCGAUAGCAAUAUUAAAGGACUUGCGGUCAGUUGCUGCCAGAUUACAGUGUUGUGCUGGCCUCUAAGGUCUCGGAAAAGAUGGCGGAUCUGCUGAAGAGUCUGACUAGGAUUACGAAAUGCUUGCAUAAUCACACCGCGAAGGCUGUGAAACUGGAGCGGAGGGUUCACACCAAGCAUGACACCCCCCCUAUCCAAACGACUUGAUACGCAACCGGAAGAAUGUCUGCUCAUUAUCCUUCGGCAUCUUCCAGCAUGUUAUUUGGUGAACGUCUGCCAAACAAACCGGUACUUUCGUGACUUGGGCUAUGAUGAGGGUCUUUGGAAGCACAAGUGCAUUGAAGAUUACGGUCUGCAAUCUAUCGCCCAGCGGGAAGUAACCAGCUGGCGAGCGCUCUAUGGGCGCCUAAAGAGUCCGAAAUUGUUUGAGUGGGAUAGUAAUACCUACCCUAUCGAUUAUGGAAGGUUUGCUGGCAAGAAUUUGGUCAAAGUCGUUUGCACCGGAUGGGGAAGACUUGCUUCUACGGUGACCGGCGAAAUCUGGUUUUGGGGUCAAAUGAACGGUGAAACAUGGGGCGACAAUAGAAGUAGGAGUUAUCUACAACCGGUGCAAGUUGCAAAUUCUAGCUCGCGUCUACCCAGAGUGCUCGAUGUCACUGGAGGAAGGACUUUUGGUGUCGCCUUGACAGAAGACCCAGACGGUUUGGGCCGUAAACGCGUCUUUGUCUUUUCUAGUGUGGAAGCGGUAUGGGAACAUGAAGGGCUUCGUGACAAGGAUAUCGUCAAAGUCACUGCAGGAUGGGCCCACGGACUCGCCAUGUCCCGCUCCGGUACGAUCUACGUCUUUCCUACCGAAAAUGCCAGGAAUCAGCAAUACAAGACGAUUUCUCCGCCCUCUAUGGACAACCCAUACGUCGAAAUGGGAGGUGGUGAGGAUUUCUGUGUAGCUCUUACGCGCCAUGGGGACGUGUACAAGUGGAGCCCAAACGCCGAUGAGGCAUUAAUUGUCCCAGAUUUAUCAGGAUUACGCUUCACAAAGCUGUCUUCGUUUUUUCGCCAUUAUGCAGCUUUUGGUCAAGAUGUUAGGCGUUCUAACAUGCCACCGAAACAGUCAAGUACCAAGCCAGUCGUUCCAAUCUGGUGCAAAGACAGAUCAAACAUUUUCGGCUUGACAUUGCCGGAUGGAUCUAAUCCACACAACGCCAUUCGGCAGAUAGCGUUUGGAGAUUGGCAUAGUUUGUGUCUGACCAAAAAUGGAAAAGUCUAUAAAUGGGGAGAGGGAUGCACAGCUUUGAAAAACGCAUUUCCACAAUCGGGGCCUGCCCUAGGAUGCUCAGAAAGCUCAUGCGAACUCCUACCAUUCUCGAAUACCGAUUGGUUUGUAAUACAAAUAGCGGCGGGUGGUCAUCAGGCUGCGUGUUUGGCUGUCGAGGUGUAUUGACGUGCUAGGUAGUUGUGGUGCAGUUGAUGCCAUUGCGGUAGAUAGAACACAUAUGUAGCCAAAAUGCCAAGAUUGACAUAUCAGUCACAAGUCAUCUCUCUUCUCAAUACUAUGGUACAAAUUCCUCUAUCA